AUGCUGCACAAUCAGAGUGUCGCGCCCACACUGAGUCCGACGGCGCCCGUUAUGGUCGCGCUGACGACAUCGUUCGUUGUACGCCCGACAAUGGCAGUGCUGCCGGGAGUCUGCCCGCCCAAUUGGAGCAGCAACAACACCUAUGACUGUAUUAACGCGACCAUGGACAAUGGUGUGGGCAUGGGAGGCACUAGCGCAAGUUUUACCGGAUUCCCUGGACAAGAAGGCGCAGCGGUGGGAUAUGAUGGAAAUUACUCUUUGCCACGGGAUGGUCUGUUCGAAUUCGAAAUGGACCCAUUGGAGCACGUUGUGUCAACCAUUGUGCCCGUAUUUUUUGGCAUCAUCGGCCUGGCGGGCCUUUUGGGAAAUGCGCUCGUCAUUUUAGUGGUCGUCGCCAACCAGCAGAUGCGCUCCACCACCAACCUGCUUAUUAUCAAUCUAGCCAUUUCGGAUAUACUCUUCGUGAUUUUUUGUGUGCCCUUCACCGCAACCGACUACGUGUUGCCCGAAUGGCCAUUCGGCAACUUGUGGUGCAAAUUUGUGCAAUACAUGAUUGUAGUCACCUGUCAUGGCAGUGUCUACACGCUGGUGCUGAUGUCUCUCGAUCGUUUUUUGGCUGUUGUACAUCCGGUCACGAGUAUGUCCCUACGCACCGAACGCAAUGCAAUGCUUGCCAUCGUUUGUGCUUGGGUGGCCAUUGUGACAUCGGCCAUACCCGUGGCGUUAUCGCACUCCGUUCAGCUAUACUAUUUCAAAGGACGUAAUUACACAGCGUGUGUCUUUUCAUCGCAUGAGGGAAUCUGGAAUCUCGUUGCUUUUCAGGUCUCUUUUGCCGCUUCAUCAUACGUUACACCACUGACGCUGAUCUUCUUCUUGUACAUGUGUAUGCUGGCACGCUUAUGGAAGAGCGCUCCCGGCUGUAAGCCAUCGGCAGAAUCAAGGAAGGGCAAGCGGCGUGUAACACGGAUGGUCGUUGUGGUUGUGUGUGCAUUUGCCAUAUGUUGGCUACCAAUACAU
Messenger RNA from Bactrocera latifrons, 1017 nucleotides. RefSeq names its product allatostatin-A receptor-like. The annotation marks the transcript as partial. NCBI's taxonomy places the organism in Eukaryota, Metazoa, Arthropoda, Insecta, Diptera, Tephritidae. Gene Ontology annotation, biological process: neuropeptide signaling pathway. The record is from RefSeq and is a predicted model, not a curated record. Gene Ontology annotation, molecular function: G protein-coupled peptide receptor activity. The transcript is spliced from 5 exons. Gene Ontology annotation, cellular component: membrane.